UCGCCACCGUGAUUGGUCCGCGAUAUAUCGAUACCGGAAAUUUCAAUUGUCGUAAAGGACAAAACACGAGUUUUCAGUAGAGCCAAAAAACCAAAAAAUAAAAUGUUUUUGUGUCAUAGCUUUGUCAAACAAAGAGCCAUAUUUAUGAUGUAAAAAGAGACUCUAACUAUUUUUUUGUGAUCUAUCCUUAUAAUUUAACCAAAUAAUCGCAACUUAAUUAUUGACGAAAAUGGGCAUCCUUUAAGGUCAUAGCUCAUUAGAGCCACCCGGCACCCACUCCGCACCGCCUCGUCGCACGGCGUCAACUCGUUGUCGACAGGUGGUCCACGGGUGGACACCGUGUUAUCACCAAUAAACGUCGCGCGGUCAACCAGUGGACCUCGCAUCGUCACCCAGUGGACCCCGCGCUGGCCGCUGGUGGACGCCGCGUGGUCUACGACUGGAGACCGGUUAGUCCAGGAAUUUUCGUGUAGUCUGUUAACAAUUGGCACUACGUCUACACGUGCGCUUCAUAAUGUUAAAUUUUACAAACCGUGAAUUGGCACUCAUAGCUGUAGCGCUUGAUGCAGAAGAAAAUGAAAGACCCAAGAGAAAAAGGAAAGCUUAUUGGGUGCACGAAAUGUUUAAACAAAGAAAAAAAGAGGGCGAAUAUUGGACAGCUCGUAGGCAUUUGCUAGCCGACGAGAAAAAAUUUUUUUCCUACUAUCAUAUGCCGCAAAGUGUGUUUUAUAACAUACUGUCUCAUAUUGAAGACUCCAUAUCUAAGCAAAACACAAGAUUCAGAGAAGCGAUCACACCCGAAGAGAAAUUGGCUGUGACUUUAAAAUAUUUGACGAGUGGCACUUCAGUCAGAAAUUUAUCUACAAGCUUUAGAUUAGGCGAAACAACUAUUAGGUCAAUAAUUAAGGAAGUGUGCAAAGCUGUUAUUGACAAAAUGAUGAGUGUUUAUAUGCCAACGCCUACAGCUGAAGAUUGGGAAAAAAUUACGGAAGGGUUUAAUGACAGGUGGAAUUUCCCAAACUGCAUUGGUGCCAUAGAUGGCAAGCAUAUAAAUAUAAUAGCUCCACCCAACAGCGGAUCGCUCUACUACAACUAUAAAAAACAUUUUUCGAUAGUUCUCUUGGCCAUAGUCGAUGAUAGAUACAGAUUUACAGUUGUUGACAUCGGUGCUUAUGGCAAAAACAGCGACGGUGGUAUUUUUGCAUCUUCAAAAAUUGGAAAACGAAUUCAAAAUAAUAGGUUCAAUAUUCCAAGUGACAAAGCAUUGCCCGGGACAAACGUAGCACUUCCACAUGUUUUCGUGGGCGAUGAGGCAUUUCCGUUACAAAAGAACAUAAUGAGGCCAUAUUCUCGUUCUCAACAACUAUCUCAGGACCAAAAAGAAUUUAACAAUCGCCUGUCACGCGCACGCAAAGUAGUCGAAGAUGCAUUCGGAAUAUUAUACCAAAAGUUUGAAAUAUACAAUAAAAAUAUUCGUUUAAAUCCAGACAUGGUUGAUAAUGUUGUUUUGACAACAUGUAUAUUGCAUAAUGUAAUGCGAACUUAUAAUAUCGAAAGUAACGAAGAGUACUGUUCCAGACCCAGGCCAGCGCAUCAUAACCUGCAUCAGGAGGCGUUCAAUGAUCUACGUCACAUUGGUGGAAACACUACUGCUGCUUUCAAAUCAUCGGUUGGACAGCUUCCAUGGAAUACUUAA
This is a messenger RNA of Amyelois transitella, 1696 nucleotides long. RefSeq lists its product as uncharacterized. The record is from RefSeq and is a predicted model, not a curated record. NCBI's taxonomy places the organism in Eukaryota, Metazoa, Arthropoda, Insecta, Lepidoptera, Pyralidae. The transcript is spliced from 2 exons. The coding region runs from base 515 to 1696 and encodes 393 amino acids.